Molecule: messenger RNA, 948 nt
Organism: Cooperia oncophora
Lineage: Eukaryota; Metazoa; Nematoda; Chromadorea; Rhabditida; Trichostrongylidae
Source: the annotation of a GenBank genome assembly
AUGUUUGAGGGCCCGCUCAUGGAGCUACCUUCUCAGAAGCUAAAGUACCUACAAGCCGUAUGGGAGUUGUUUCACUCAGAGUUAAACUUCCUCCACCACCAACUACUUGUAUUACGGAACGUCUACAAAGAGCCCCUCAAGAAAUGCCAAGUAGAAGGCUGUCUUCUGACGGUUGAACCCGAUCUCCUAUUUGGGAAUCUCGACCAAUUAUGUCGGAUCUCCCGUGGAUUCUGCCAGACGUUCCUCAGCCUUCUGCCGGCAGUAAAUCGCGAAGGAACAGAUUACGAUUGUACAGAUCUAGUAGUGAAGCUCUUCGAAAAGUUUUCUAAAGGUCCUUCAACGAUUUCUGCAUAUCAAGCAUAUUGUAUCAAUUACAAGGCCACAAUGGAGUAUCUAGGUUCAAUUCGACAAAAGGAAGAACGCUUUACGGAAUUCGAGCGGAUAUGCUUAGCCGACGAGCGAUGCUUCCGAUUACAACUGGAAGAUCUACUUAUCGCACCGUUGCAAAGAAUAACGCGAUUGCCAAUUUUGCUCCGUGAAAUAUAUAAGUACACGGAAGCUCCAGAGAAUAAGGCGAAAGUCGAGAAAGUGAUCGAUUCCAUGACUGAAAGCCUUCGGUCCAUCGACGACAGCGUCCAAUGGUUGCACAACUUCGAACGUUUGCAACAACUUCAAACUCAGGUUAUCUGGCCAUCAAUUACUGAGUUGGAACCGCGGGCAUUCGUGCCAGACUUCCUCAAAGUGGCUCUUUCUCGACAGUUCUGCGAAAACCUCCUAGCUCAUCCAAGGAGGAAACUUAUCCAUGAGGGACCACUCGAAUUAGUCGAGAACGGUCGAACAGUGGAUUGCUACGCAUUCCUUUUCAACGACAUGUUCGUUCUGUCAAAGCCGAAGAAAUGUGCCACCAAAUUACGAGUGGUAGGUGUUUUUCGCGAUUUUUCUAGAUAA